UUGAACGUGCUUUCUUUACGAGUGAAGUCUUCCUUAAUUGUCACUGCAGUCGAGUUGUUUUUGAAAAUGCUGAAUAAAUACAUAUAAUUUAAUUAAUAAGUGAUUAGUUAACCUACAAUCUUUCAAUGAUACUUAGACUGAACUUAAUUAACCACAAAAAAGCUGUUUGCACGACGGUCGGGUCUACGUAACCAGAACGGGCCCGGAUUUUUAUAUGGCCAAGGACUCGGUGGAAUUCUGCCUUUACAACAACCGCAGAAAAAUUACUUCAAAUAUAGGAUACGCAAACAUGUUAUUUUCGUGUAAAGUAGGCUGCGCAUUUAUUGUAAAAAUUUAUUAUUUCAAAUUGAAAUAGCGGCGAGUAAAAAGGGAAAUUUGAGUUUUUUGAUUUUAGCUGAAAUUAGAAAUAAAUACGCUUACACCUGCAAAAGUAUGGCAUCAAUAACAAUCAACUGUUCGCUUGCGCUUCGGAAAGCCGCUCGUAAAAUCGUUUGCGAUUCGAUACGCUGCAUCUCAAGUACUAAAAUUUGUUUAGCGGAAAUGAACGAUCCCAUGGAUCAUGCAACUGGCAUAGAGAAACGUGAAUUAGAACAAUGGAAGGCUGGUAAUAAAGAUCCUUGGUUGCUCGACACGGUCUUAAAGCGCGGACCCGGCACCAAGGAGCAGCCAACAAUGAUACCAUCCGCAUUCGAUGGACGUAUUGUGGGCUGUUCCUGUAAGGGCAAUCGCUUUGUGAACUGGAUGUGGCUUGAAAAAGGUGCGCCAAAACGUUGUGAAUGUGGAUUCUAUUUCCAAUUGAAGGAAGUAAAGCCGGUUUAAGGCAAUGUAUAAACAAGAGUGAACAAC
Messenger RNA from Bactrocera tryoni, 846 nucleotides. RefSeq names its product cytochrome c oxidase subunit 5B, mitochondrial-like. Bases 433 to 819 code for a protein of 128 amino acids. The record is from RefSeq and is a predicted model, not a curated record. Gene Ontology annotation, biological process: mitochondrial electron transport, cytochrome c to oxygen. The transcript is spliced from 3 exons. Lineage: Eukaryota; Metazoa; Arthropoda; Insecta; Diptera; Tephritidae. Gene Ontology annotation, cellular component: mitochondrial envelope.